Messenger RNA from Lytechinus pictus (painted urchin), 1010 nucleotides. Its product is annotated as very long chain fatty acid elongase 6-like. Gene Ontology annotation, molecular function: fatty acid elongase activity. NCBI's taxonomy places the organism in Eukaryota, Metazoa, Echinodermata, Echinoidea, Temnopleuroida, Toxopneustidae. Gene Ontology annotation, biological process: fatty acid elongation, monounsaturated fatty acid; fatty acid elongation, saturated fatty acid; fatty acid elongation, polyunsaturated fatty acid. Bases 88 to 924 code for a protein of 278 amino acids. Gene Ontology annotation, cellular component: endoplasmic reticulum membrane. The record is from RefSeq and is a predicted model, not a curated record. The transcript has a single exon.
GGAAAUUGAUACAUCUAUUAAAUUCACAACAGUUUGGGAUAUUUUGACAGCCUAGGAAGUUCAAACACUAUUACAUCGUUUUACAACAUGUCUCUGCCUUUUAUGAAACAUUUAGAGGAAAAUUUCGAUGCUGAGAAGCAACAUGUGUGGUUCGCUCAUAACUGGUGGCUUUCUUGCGCCUUCUCCGUCAUCUACUUCGUCGGUGUCUUCGCCUGUCGGGCAUGGAUGGAGAAUCGGCCAAAGUUUGACCUCCGCGGAGCCCUCACUAUUUGGUCCGGCUGCUUGGCCAUCUUCAGCAUCAUCGGUGCAGUGACCACCAUUGGCGACCUCGUGGAUUACGUAACCCGAACUGGAUGGCAUGGCUCGAUAUGCGAUGCAACCAUCUUCGACGGCCGUAUCGGACUCUGGACAUGGCUCUUCAUAAUGAGCAAAGCCCCUGAACUUGGUGAUACUGUUUUCAUCGUACUUAGGAAACAAAAGUUGAUUUUCCUUCAUUGGUAUCAUCACAUCACGGUCCUCAUCUACUCGUGGUACUCGUAUCGUGAUCAAAUCGCUCCUGCUCGUUAUUUCAUCGUGGCCAACUUUACAGUACACGCCGUCAUGUACAGUUACUACGCCCUACGAGCAUCUGGCGUCGUCAAAAUCCCGCGCCAAGUCAAUAUUUCUAUCACUCUUAUGCAGCUUAUUCAAAUGGUGAUUGGAUGCGUCGUCAACAUCUACGCGCUUUUACAACUUAACUCGGGAACGCGUUGCGAUACGACGUACCAAAAUGUCGCCUGGUCGCUUGCCAUGUACUUCAGCUAUUUUGUGCUUUUUGCACAAUUCUUUUUUAAAACUUAUCUGGCGCCGUCUCCCAAGAAAGAUACCUCGAAAUAUCGGUAUUCGAAGGAAAUGAACGGCAAUCAUCAAGUCAAGAUGGAUUAACGAAAAUGUCACAUGAAUGGGGAAGGGGGAACCAUUUCAACCACAUACCUUCAUUUUACCUCAAUGAACUGCAUUCAGAGGUCGUU